AAGCAAGGAGUGUCCUUUAGAAACGCAGGCAUUUUCGACUGAUUAUUUCUUUCUUGGUUUCCUAUCAUUCCAAAAAAACACCACAAAUUUCCCAUUUUCUUCGUAUCCUCAGCUCCCUCAAAAACCAACUCUCACUUCCAUUCUCCUUCAUUUUUGAGAUCCCAAACAAAUCAAAACAACCGGCAAUGGCAAUCUCCGAUGAAUUCAGCCAAUCUCUCAUUCCCAGUUUCCUCUACUCCUCAACUAAACCUCUCUCCGGUUACGACAAGUCUUCGAUGAACGCCAAUCACCAUAAUGUGAUGCCUCGAUCACCGUCUGUUUCGCCAUCAUCGUCAACCAAGUACUUGGCUUGUGAUGCAGGGGUCAAUUCGGGUAGGAUUUUGAUACCCGCUCCGAAGGAGAAGAUCCAGAUGUACUCUCCCGCCUUUUAUGGAGCGUGCACAAUGGGUGGAAUAUUAAGCUGCGGCCUUACUCACACCGCUGUCACGCCUCUCGAUCUUGUCAAGUGUAAUAUGCAGAUUGACCCAGUAAAAUACAAGAGCAUCUCAUCUGGGUUUGGAGUUUUGCUGAGGGAGCAAGGUGUUAAAGGUUUAUCCAAGGGUUGGGUGCCCACUCUGCUAGGUUACAGUGCUCAGGGUGCUUGCAAAUUCGGUUUCUACGAAUUCUUCAAGAAGUACUAUUCCGACCUCGCUGGUCCUGAAUAUGCCUCAAAGUACAAGACCCUGAUUUAUCUUGCCGGUUCGGCAUCGGCUGAAGUCAUUGCUGAUGUUGCUCUCUGCCCCAUGGAGGCUGUCAAAGUUCGUGUGCAAACUCAGCCUGGAUUUGCCCGAGGCUUAUCGGAUGGAUUACCAAAAUUCUUGCAGGCUGAAGGCUUUGGAGGGUUGUUCAAAGGAAUUGUUCCUCUCUGGGGCCGACAGAUUCCUUAUACAAUGAUGAAAUUUGCAUCUUUUGAGACAAUCGUUGAGUUACUCUACAAGCAUGCCAUCCCCACCCCGAAAGAUAAGUGCAGUAAACCUUUGCAACUUGGGGUUAGCUUUGCUGGUGGAUACAUUGCUGGUGUUUUCUGUGCAAUUGUAUCACACCCUGCUGAUAAUCUGGUCUCUUUUCUCAACAAUGCUAAGGGAGCAACAGUCGGUGAUGCAGUGAAGAAGAUGGGACUGUGGGGUCUUUUCACCCGAGGACUUCCUCUUCGUAUUGUCAUGAUUGGAACCCUUACUGGAGCACAAUGGGGAAUCUAUGAUGCUUUCAAAGUCUUUGUUGGGCUCCCAACCACUGGCGGUGGCGCUCUCACUCCUCCGCCUGCAGAGAAAUGAAAAAAGACUGGCUCCUGUAGAACACAAUGCCAACUUUUGUUAAUUCAUGUGUGAAUUUUGUAAGGGGGUGAUUCUCCUUAUUGAGAGAGCAAUAAUAUAAGGUUGAUGUCCACCAAUGGCGAUUUUGAGGGUAUGGAUUUUGUUCUUGUUCUUAUUUUUGG
Molecule: messenger RNA, 1474 nt
Organism: Hibiscus syriacus
Lineage: Eukaryota; Viridiplantae; Streptophyta; Magnoliopsida; Malvales; Malvaceae
Product: mitochondrial phosphate carrier protein 3, mitochondrial-like
Exons: 6
Coding region: 186-1313 (375 amino acids)
Biological process (GO): mitochondrial phosphate ion transmembrane transport
Cellular component (GO): mitochondrial inner membrane
Molecular function (GO): phosphate transmembrane transporter activity
Source: RefSeq, a predicted model, not a curated record